Loa loa (African eye worm) is the source of this 480-nucleotide messenger RNA. RefSeq lists its product as hypothetical. The transcript is spliced from 2 exons. The record is from RefSeq and is a predicted model, not a curated record. The coding region runs from base 1 to 480 and encodes 159 amino acids. Lineage: Eukaryota; Metazoa; Nematoda; Chromadorea; Rhabditida; Onchocercidae.
AUGAAUAAUCGAAGUGGUUGUCAUAGCGUUCUCCUAUUUCCUAUUUCAGCAACUAGAAACUACGAGCUGUUACAAACAUUAAAGAUAGUCGUGGCAUUUAUUGGACUGGGACAGUUGGCAUCAACGGUGAUCUAUUUGUCAACACUUUUCUACGAUUUUUCCGAAAUGACAGCAUUUUACAUAGGAUGCUACGCGGGAAUAUUUGUUAAUUUAAGCAUUUCAUGCAAUUGGUUCUUCUAUUAUUGGAGAAGAGAAUGUCAUACCGCUGGAACCAAAAUCUACAAUAAAGAGGGUGACGACGGUUCACCGAUAGAACUUCACGGUAGAGCUUCUGAGUAUUUUGUUUCAACGGUAUCCAUGUGGAAUGGCAAUGAAGAACCAGAGAUUAGUUGGGAAUUGACAGUAGCUGUUAUUAUCGCCUUUCAUAAUCUAAUUGGGUCCUCACGUAACUUUUUUGGUCGAUCCUCGAAGUUUGGUUGA